GCAGACCGGAGUCACCGGUGUCACGUGCGGCCCAAUUGUUUCUCAGCGCCCUUUAAAGUUUGUCGUCACGUUGUUGUUAACCCCAGAUUUACGACGUUGCGAAUGACCGGCAUUUUUCGAUCGAGGGGCGUAGCGCGAGCAAUUUCAUAAUCUGCCUGUACGCAAUACGUCUCGCUUUUUUUUAAAUAUAAUUUGGGAUAGGUUAGGUCCUAUCGCCGGGUCUCCAACUGAUCGCUCCAGUUUUUUGGCACGAAACUUCUGAUUAUUUGAAUUAUGCUGUUCUUUUAAAUUUGUUCGAUUCUCUUAAUGAAUUUAUACACUUUUAUUGUUCUACCUACAUCCCGCAACGUGUGCAUGAUAAAGUUAGGUUGGUUCUGAGUCGACGAAUAUGAUCACUGCGCGCGCUACUGGAUUUCUUUCCAGGUACCUGUAUCGCGGGGCUCGACGUUGUUUAAACGAUUAUGCAACCUCGACCCCGGUGGAAACGCGAAACGAAGUUAAAAACGAGAGGCACAUUGUCUGGCUCGAUAUGGAGAUGACCGGGCUGGAGGUGGAAACGUGUCACAUCUUGGAAAUUGCGUGCUUCGUAACUGACGAACAGCUAAAGCUCGCGAGCGAUUACUUGAACAUCGUUAUAAAUCAGCCGGAUAAAGUCUUGGAGAAUAUGUCCGAUUGGUGCAAGUUGCAACACAGAAAGACCGGCUUAAUCAAUGAAUGUCGAACGAGCAAGACUACGUUGGAGGAAGCGCAGCGAAGGACGUUGAGUUUUUUGGAGAACCACGUCCCGAAAGGAGUGUGCCCGUUGGCUGGAAAUUCAGUUUACAUGGACAGCAUAUUUCUGAAGAAGUACAUGCCGUUGGUUUACAAUCAUUUGCACUACAGGAUUAUCGACAUUAGCACGAUCAAAGAAUUGGCUAGGAGAUGGCAACCGAACAUAAGUAAAGCAGCUCCAAGAAAGCAACAUUCUCACAGGGCUCUGGACGACAUAAAAGACAGUCUGAACGAGCUUCAUUAUUAUAGGAAAAAUCUGUUUGUAUCAUAAACGUAAAGUUUAUAAUAAAAAUGGACGUGUCGUUCA
Molecule: messenger RNA, 1078 nt
Organism: Temnothorax curvispinosus
Lineage: Eukaryota; Metazoa; Arthropoda; Insecta; Hymenoptera; Formicidae
Product: probable oligoribonuclease
Exons: 5
Coding region: 389-1042 (217 amino acids)
Cellular component (GO): mitochondrion
Molecular function (GO): 3'-5'-RNA exonuclease activity; nucleic acid binding
Source: RefSeq, a predicted model, not a curated record